AUGCCGAAGAGGACGACGCAUACGUACUCAAGCGAGGAUGCGGCUCCGGAAGGGCCUAACUCGGAUCUGUUUGUAUAUUACUGCAAACACUGCGGAUCCCAUGUCCUCAUCACUGACACCCAAUUGCAGAAAAUGCCUAGAAGAAACACCGACAGAGCUUACGUUUUAGACAAGACCAAACAUCUUGCUAGAUUCAACAUUCACGAAGCCGGCAACGUUCUCUUAAAGCGAGGGGAAGCCAAAGUCGAGAAACAGUUUCGUAUGAAUUGUAUCGGUUGUGGUCUCUUUGUUUGCUAUCGUUCUCAACAAGAUUUGGAUUCUUCCACUUUUAUUUAUGUACUUGACAAAGCGCUCAGUACCGUUGCUGCUGAAACCAACCCGCAGGAUGCACCUGUUCCACCUUGUAUUUCUCACCUUGAAGGUGGACUUGUUCAACUUGCUAUUGAAGUCGAAGAUCGUGCUCACCGCUCUGCUAUCACAAGAGUAAAUGCCGAUGAUGUUCGAGUCUCUGUAGCGGCUCCCGCCGCGCGUGGUGAAGCUAACAAUGAACUUUUGGAGUUUAUGGGAAAAGUUUUGGGUUUAAGAUUGAGUCAAAUGACUCUUCAGAGAGGAUGGAAUAAUAAGUCAAAGCUUCUUGUGGUGGAGGAUUUGACUGCUAGACAAGUUUAUGAGAAACUUUUGGAGGCUGUGCAACCUUGA
Lathyrus sativus (Indian pea) is the source of this 699-nucleotide messenger RNA. The record is from the annotation of a GenBank genome assembly. NCBI's taxonomy places the organism in Eukaryota, Viridiplantae, Streptophyta, Magnoliopsida, Fabales, Fabaceae.